Molecule: messenger RNA, 4628 nt
Organism: Cyprinodon variegatus (sheepshead minnow)
Lineage: Eukaryota; Metazoa; Chordata; Actinopteri; Cyprinodontiformes; Cyprinodontidae
Exons: 12
Coding region: 174-3764 (1196 amino acids)
Cellular component (GO): membrane
Molecular function (GO): protein binding
Source: RefSeq, a predicted model, not a curated record
UUUCUGGUUCUGCUUUAAAGCUAAAUGAAACUUAGAGAUUGUGGGAGUAGGCAAGAACAGAGAGCAAAUAUAUCCAGCAUCCCCCACUGUCCCCACUCUAUAGCUACUGUGAAGUUUAAGCAGACCUAAAGAGGGGACGCAGUGGAGACUUGGACGGAGCAAAGGAUUUAAACAUGUUACCUCCUCAAAAUCUACUUGCUUUUAUUCUUCCUGUCCUGUACGUCUCUGGAGGAGCGUACAGGCUUGACAUUCUCAAGCAGAACUCUGAGCCAAAUGAAGGCAAUGUGAGGUUGUUUGGUUCUGACAGCCCCUCAGAGGGCCGUGUUGAGGUCUUCCACAAUGGGAAAUGGGGAACUGUGUGUGAUGACAACUGGGAUAUUACUGAAGCUGAGGUGGUUUGUCGUCAGCUCAACUUCCCCGGAGCCAAAUCUGUUGUCAUUGGGAAGGACUAUGGACCAGCAUCUGGACCAAUUUGGCUUGAUGACAUUACCUGUGAAGGGCUGGAGAAGGAGCUCGUGUCUUGCAGGUUUAGUGGAUGGGGAAUAACUGACUGCUCCCAUAAAGAGGAUGUUGGUGUUAUCUGUGAAAGAGGAAGUGAUCUGACAACAGAUGACUCUACUCACUCACUGGACCACAGCAUUGGUCUCUCAGGUGACCUUGGUCAGAUCUUUGACAACGGUACUGCUUGUGAUUUUUGGAUCACCUUUCAGACCCCUAGUGGAAACAGAAAGGAUGAUGGGACACCAGAGAUGACUGAGACUACAAUUUGUGCACACAAAGCGAUCCUCAUGUUGUAUCCAUACUUCAGUGCUUCAGUGGAAGCAAAUAACAUCACAGUUAUGGUGAAAAAACCCUGCCAGCCGUAUUUAAUCUCUUUUAUCAGGUAUCUCUACACCCGUAAGACUGAUGUGACCCAUUCCUCUGCCAUGUGCCUCCAUCAGCUUGCUUCAGACUUCGGAGUAAAACAGCUGAUGGAGGACAUAGGCCGCCUCUUCUCUAAAAUCCUCCCAGAUGAUGCUUCCUUUUACUCCCAAGUUUCACUUUACAAAUAUGCAGUCGAGUCAAAGGACCUUGUCCUUGAGGAAAACUGCAUCCAGUAUCUGGCCUGGAACUUCCAAAACCUCACAGGUUCCCCUGUUUGGGCCAGUCUUCCUGUGGAUCUCCUUCGUUCCCUACUUGUUCGCUCAGAUUUGGUGGUACCUGAUGAGUAUUAUUUACUUCAGACUCUAGAAAACUGGAUCACAACCAAUGCAGACUCCCUGACUUCAGAAAGCCAGGCUGACUUGCUCCGUCUGGUCCGUUUCCCCAUGAUUCCUGCCGAGAAGCUGUAUGAGCUGGGCUCCACUUCUCCUCUCUAUAAGACUCACAGGGAUGUUUACCUUAACAGUGUCUUGAAAGCAUAUCAGUUCAAUGUUCUACUCUACAAUAAUCAAACCAAAUCACAGUUAGGCAAGGAAAGUGAUGAUUAUAAACCCAGAAUCUACACAAGUGAGACCUGGAGCAUUGAAAUUGAUCCUAUUACCAAACCUUCGGGGUCUCGAAGACAAAACCAGUACUCAUCUUACGAAUAUAGAAACCGCUAUGGUCAUUAUUAUCCAAGUCCUACUUCAUCCCCUCAAAACAAACAGCUGAUAACACCUCUCCACAACAGCCUUCUGUUUAAGAACAACAUGAUCACCUGGGAUGUAAAUGUCUUCAAAACCCAGAGUGACUGUUCAAGGUACGGUGUACGGUGUGAAUCUAUUCCUGCAGUCAGACUGGCCCGCAGAAACCGGUAUUCGUCAGAAAGCAGCGUAGUCUUCCGUAACCGCCUCCUGAUGAUCUGCCAAAACAAGUAUGUCGCUCAGAUACAAGGGUUCAAAGAGACCAUGGCUUAUGUGAGUUCAAACAUUACCCAGGUCCUUGCCUAUCCCUGUCCUGACCACAAGUGCACUUACAAGUUUGUGGUGAGACCAGAGUAUCUUUGGCAGAUGAACUCAGAACCACUUGCUGCUUUUUUCGCUGUGCUUCUGUGUCUCUCAGAAGGGUCAUACCUGUUCCACAAUCUCAGAAGAAAUGAGCCAAAUGAAGGUGAUGUGAGACUGUCUGGGUCCAACAUAACCUCAGAAGGCCGCGUUGAGAUUUACCAUGAUGGAAGAUGGGGAUCUGUGUGUGAUGACAGUUGGGACCUGGAUGAUGCCCAUGUAGUUUGCCGUCAGCUUAACUACCAGAGGGCCAUAUCUGCCAUGACUAAUGGAGUCUAUGGAGAAGCAUUUGGGCCCAUCUGGAUGGAUAAUGUCGACUGUUAUGGGACAGAGCAACAACUUGCAUCUUGUUCAUUCAGAGGGUGGGGAAAUCAUGAUUGUAGACACGCAGAGGAUGCCGGAGUUGUGUGUUACACAGAAGUUCUAGAUCAUAAUAAAGCCCUUCACGACUCUACAUACUCCCUGGACCACAGCAUCACCCUCUCAGAUGACCUUGGAAAACUCUUUGACAGCAGCAGCGCUUGUGACUACCUAAUAACUUUCCAGACCCCAAUAGAUAAAAUGCAUGAGUAUGUCCACCCAGAGGAGAAUGAGACAACAAUCUGUGCCCACAAAGCGAUCCUCAUGUUAUACCCUUACUUCAAUGCUUCAAUGGGGACUAGUAACAUCACAGUCACUGUCAACAAAGCCUGUCAGCCAUAUCUCUCUUCCUUCAUAAGGUACCUUUACACCCGUCAGAUCAACGUGACCAACUCCUCUGCGAUGUGCCUUCAUCAACUUGGUUUAGACUUUGGAAUUAGGCAGCUGAUGGAGGAUGUUGGUAGGGUGAUCUCUGAAAUCCUCCCAGAUGAUGCUUCCUUUUACUCCCAAGUUUCACUUUACAAAUAUGCAGUCAAGUCAAAGGACCUUGUUCUUGAGGAAAACUGCAUCCAGUAUCUGGCCUGGAACUUCCAAAACCUCACAGGUUCCCCUGUUUGGGCCAGUCUUCCUGUGGAUCUCCUUCGUUCCCUACUUGUCCGCUCAGAUUUGGUGGUACCUGAUGAGUAUGUUUUACUUCAGACUCUAGAAAACUGGAUCACAACCAAUGCAGACUCCCUGACUUCAGAAAGCCAGGCCGACUUGCUCCGUCUGGUCCGUUUCCCCAUGAUUCCUGCCGAGAAGCUGUAUGAGCUGGGCUCCACUUCUCUCUAUAAGACUCACAGGGAUGUUUACCUUGACAGUGUCUUGAAAGCAUAUCAGUUCAAUGUUCAACUCUACAAUAAUCAAACCAAAUCACAGUUAGGCAAUGAAAGUGAUGAUUAUAAACCCAGAAUCUACACAAGUGAGACCUGGAGCAUUGAAAUUGAUCCUAGUACCAAACCUUCGGGGUCUCGAAGACAAAACCAGUACUUACCUUACGAAUACAGACACCCCUAUGGUUAUUAUUAUCCAAGUCCUACUUCAUCCCCUCAAAACAAACAGCUGAGAACACCUCUCCACAACAGCCUUCUGUUUAAGAACAACAUGAUCACCUGGGAUGUAAAUGUCUUUAAAACCCACAGUGACUGUUAUGACUAUGGUGUGCGGUGUGAAUCUAUCCCUGCAGUCAGACUGGCCCGCACGAACUGGUAUUCGUCAGAAAGCAGCGUAGUCUUCCGUAACCGCCUCCUGAUCAUCUGCCAAAACAAGUAUGUCGCUCAGAUACAAGGGAUCAAAGAGACCAUGGCUUAUGUGAUUUCAAACGUUACCCAGGUCCUUGCCUAUCCCUGUCCUGACCACAAGUACACUUACAGGUUUGUGGUUAGACCAGAGUAUCUGUGAUCCAAUGAAAGGAGAUGGCAUACAAUAGAACUAAAAACAAGCAUAAUUUUCACCUUAUAUCAAGUGAGACCUGGAGAAUUGCUCUUAACCCCUUGGAAAAGCCGCCAACAUAAAGUCCAAGUCCGAGCACUGACACAACCGACCACAAUUAUAACGACAAAUAUGAAGAUUUUUCCGAUGACGAUAUCCAAUUUUAUGACAACACAAUAAUUUCAAUCCCAAAAAAAUUUUUUAAAACACUUCUCCACAAUAGUCUUAUGUUUAGGGGCAAAAUGAUUGCCUGGGACGCAGAUGUCCUCACAUCCCAGAGCGAGUGUAACACAAAAGGAGUGCAAUGCAAUUCAGUUCCUGCAGCAAGGCUGGCUCAGCAGAACAGUGAUAACUGGAGGAGUAACAUCCGCUUCAAUAACCGUGUCUUGCUAAAGUGCCAGAAUGGGUACAUCUGUCAGAUUCAGGCCUUUGACAGUAUGAUGGCAUACAUCAGUAAUGAUUCUCAGCCUCUUACUUAUCCCUGUCCUAAUGACAAGUACAUCUAUACAUUUGUUGUGAGACCUGAGUAUGUUUAAUCAUGUGGGUAAGAAAACUGAAAAAAUAACAAUUAGUGUGAUUGCUAUAUAUCAUAAAUGUUUCACUGACUCAGAUCAAGAAUCAAAAACGUUUGUAAAUUUUCUCUUAUCCUUUCCUAUAAUCUGUUGUUUCUAUACUUUUAUUCUGUAUUUCAAAAACAUAUUUGCAAGUUUCAUUGGGGGAAAAGGUUCAAAUGAUUCAAACUGUCCCCAUUGAGUUUUAUUGGGAUAAAAUGUCUGAUUAAAAGAAUAAAUGGAGUAGAUUUCUGUAUGUCUGUCUGUCUCUUAAUAAAUAAUG